Messenger RNA from Dibothriocephalus latus, 702 nucleotides. Lineage: Eukaryota; Metazoa; Platyhelminthes; Cestoda; Diphyllobothriidea; Diphyllobothriidae. The record is from the annotation of a GenBank genome assembly.
AUGUCCUGGACGCUAAACAUUCAAUGCAAGCGUUUUGGUAACUUCAAUUUGCAUGUUUCGGAAAAUGAAGGAGUCUUGGGUGUGAAGCAGAUGAUCCAAUGCGAACAACGAGUCCCCUUGGCAAAGCAGAACUUCACAUUUGACGGCCAGGUUCCUGAAGAUGACUUCAAGCUGGAGGAUUACGGCAUCAAGAAUGGUUCUACCAUUUGCCUCAGUCUUCCGUUGUGGUUUUCAAGGGAUAUGCUCCUGAGUAUAACCCUACCGUCUGGACUCAAGUUAUGGUAUUCCGUCAAUGAAAAUGCCCCGGUGGCCAAUCUCAAGGAACAGCUGGAUCGUUGGUUUCAACUGCCUAGGCAAAAGUAUGAGUUGGUUGCGGACGGUAAAGUUUUAGAGGGAGGUAAAACUCUGGCAUCCUACGGAGUGGCCCAUAAUUCAAACCUCACUGUUAUGCCUUAUAAGUUAACGGAUCCGGAAACGAACUUGAAGUUUUUACAAAUAUUUAUCGAACCUCCUUCGGUAACAACACUUUCACUCAAAGCCAUUCCGUCAGAAAGAGUCUAUAUUUUGAAGAGUCGCAUGCAAUCAAAAAUUGGCACUCCAAUGCAUCAACAGCGUCUAGUAUUUGCGGGAAAGCAUCUGGAAGACGAAAGAACUCUAAUGGACUAUAAUAUACAAAACGGGUCAACGAUUUUCCAGUACUGA